CAAAGCAAAAACCCUAGACAGCGACCUCUAUAAAUACCCCAAAACCCUAAUCGCAUUCUCAGUUUUCCUUCCGCAGCAAAAAUGUCGAAGCGAGGACGUGGAGGGUCUGCUGGUAACAAAUUCAGGAUGUCACUGGGUCUGCCAGUGGCUGCAACAGUCAACUGUGCUGAUAACACUGGGGCAAAGAACCUGUACAUCAUUUCCGUGAAGGGAAUCAAGGGUCGCUUGAACAGGUUACCAUCUGCUUGUGUUGGUGACAUGGUGAUGGCCACUGUCAAGAAAGGGAAGCCUGAUCUCAGGAAGAAGGUGUUGCCUGCAGUCAUUGUGAGGCAGCGCAAGCCAUGGCGCCGAAAGGAUGGGGUCUUCAUGUACUUUGAAGAUAAUGCUGGGGUAAUCGUGAAUCCCAAGGGAGAGAUGAAAGGAUCUGCUAUUACUGGUCCUAUUGGGAAGGAAUGUGCGGAUCUUUGGCCAAGGAUUGCAAGUGCUGCCAAUGCCAUUGUUUAAGGGUUCUAAGUCACUAUCGGUGAUAUCCUCAUUUUUGAACUGAUGGUCUUUAUGUUUUGGUAGAAGUAGAGCAUAUGAAUUUUGCUGGAUUUUGUUAUAUUGGUUUUGGAUAUUUGGAUAUUUGUAUAAACCGCAUGUGGUUAAUGUUUGGAUUAUGGUAUUAUACUUUUAACAUUUUCGAGUUCCUAUGAGUUCCUAUGACUUUUGCUA
This is a messenger RNA of Quercus lobata, 714 nucleotides long. Its product is annotated as Ribosomal protein L14p/L23e family protein. The record is from RefSeq and is a predicted model, not a curated record. Gene Ontology annotation, biological process: translation. Bases 82 to 504 code for a protein of 140 amino acids. Gene Ontology annotation, molecular function: large ribosomal subunit rRNA binding; structural constituent of ribosome. The transcript is spliced from 4 exons. Gene Ontology annotation, cellular component: cytosolic large ribosomal subunit; ribosome. Lineage: Eukaryota; Viridiplantae; Streptophyta; Magnoliopsida; Fagales; Fagaceae.